Molecule: messenger RNA, 1081 nt
Organism: Ornithodoros turicata
Lineage: Eukaryota; Metazoa; Arthropoda; Arachnida; Ixodida; Argasidae
Gene: Cyt-c1
Product: cytochrome c1, heme protein, mitochondrial-like
Exons: 7
Coding region: 58-984 (308 amino acids)
Biological process (GO): mitochondrial electron transport, ubiquinol to cytochrome c
Molecular function (GO): heme binding; electron transfer activity
Source: RefSeq, a predicted model, not a curated record
ACGUGAACGUCCUCUGCUGUCCCCAGCCGGGUUGUCCCUAGCUGUCCCUCCAUCAGAAUGGCUGGUGUAGCAGGAAGGUUUGGUAAAAGUGGUUUGCUUCGGCUACAGAAUGGUUUGCUAUUAAAUAAGGCUCAUGCUUCUAGUUUUAGUGCGCUACCCAAGGGGAAGAAAAUCUUUCUCACCUCUGCUGGCGCUGUUGGUGCUGGUUUAGCAAGCCUUAUCUACGCUUUAAAUGAGUCUGUGAAGGCUGGAGAACUCGAGCUACAUGCUGCAAAGUUGCCCUGGCCACACAAAGAGUCUUGGAUCAGCUCCUAUGACCAUGCAAGUAUUCGAAGAGGUUAUGAAGUGUACAAGCAAGUAUGUGCAGCUUGCCACAGCCUGAAGUUCAUUGCCUACCGUAACCUGAUUGGAGUAUCACACACAGAAGAUGAGGCGAAGACUGAAGCGGAAUCGGCACAAAUUAUAGAUGGACCUAACGAACAUGGCGAAAUGUUUGAGAGGCCUGGGAAGCUCUCAGACUAUUUCCCAUCUCCGUACCCCAAUGAUGAAGCUGCAAGAGCAGCUAACAAUGGUGCUCUUCCACCUGACCUCAGCUUCAUCACAAAUGCCAAGCAUGGCGGAGAGGACUACAUUUUUUCUCUGUUGACGGGUUAUUGUGACCCACCAGCAGGAGUGACAAUGCAAGAAGGCCAGUACUACAAUCCCUACUUCCCAGGAGGAGCCAUUGGCAUGGCCCAGGCUCUCUACAACGAGGCCCUGGAAUACACUGAUGGCACACCGGCCACCGCUAGUCAGAUGGCUAAGGAUGUCACUACUUUCCUCAGGUUCUGCACAGAGCCUGAACAUGAUGAUCGCAAGCGUAUGUUCAUCAAGGGCUGGAUGAUAUUGUCACUGCUGCUCGUUGCAAGCUGGUACAUGAAACGGUCGAAAUGGAUGACAAUCAAAACACGCAAAAUACUUUUCAAGCCCAAGAAGUAUGAAUAGUGCAUUGACUGUUCUUGUGCUCUCUCCAGUCAGACAGUAGAUCCUAGCUGUUUGCCUACAACCUUUGUUGGGGAAUAAAACAUGUAAAACAGCGGAA